CAAUUUUCCCACCGACUGAAAUCUCUGCGAUAUAGCAUUACUCAGUUUCUGUUGAAGUCAUGUCCCCCCCUCCCGAUAAUAGCGUAGCUCACAGCCCUUCAGAAAAGGAUUCGUCCUCUGAACAACCCAGCUUGUCCGCCCGCGACUUUGCUGCCACGUCAGCCGUGACCGACACUCCAGCAAACAAUGACCCAACCGGUCCUUCUGGCGAAUGGCAAAUCGUUCAGAACGUUGCCGGUCGGACCUCACAAGAAAACGACAGUAAGAGUCUGGACACAGCGAAGACCGAGUCCGCAACGUCGUCAUCGCAAAGCACAAAUGUCAGUCCCUCCGCACCAUCUACUUCAGGUCCUACUGAAGUAGGUCCUGAGACAACAACCAAGACACCUGUGGAUCGUCCCCUUGAGGCUCCGUCCAUUCUUCUGGAAUCGCGUACUAUUACUGCUGAGAUUGAAUUUGACGUCGAUCUGGAGCGUAAAACCUGGUACAGGAGUCCCGCGUUUGGCCAUCCCCGAGAGGAAUGGAGGGUUACUUUGGACCAGGAUCGGAAGACGGAGCAAGUUGGAUGUUUCCUAGAUGCAAUCAUUGGCUCUGACGAAUAUGAGAAACGCUCUGUAGAGUUCACUUUGAGUUGGAAGCUGAAAUCUGAUCGCGAAUACUUACAUAGUAAAAAGAUUGAAUAUUCCUUCGGCUGGCGUUCCACUGAUGAUCCUGGUCGGGGUGCUCCUGAAUGGAUUCCAUUAUCGGUCUUUCCAGCGAACGUGAUCAUUAAAGUGGAUCUGGCUCCCAAGAAGAUUGUCGACAAGGAUGUGAAAGUCGAGAUUCGUGCCAACCCGGAGGCUGUCGAGCCAGAAAAGGUCUUGACUAUCGCGAAGUCGAAGCUUUACGCAAAGGGCAACUUGUUUAGUUACAUGUUUGAGAGUGGUGGAGAAGCUGUGGAUGGAUGCAUAUUCGAUGAAUCAGUAAACACUUUCAAAAUUAGUGGAUACUCUGUCGUGGCAGUCGAAGAGAUGAUCUUACACCAACGCGAGGAUGCCUUUGCCUACAUGCCGAAAGCGUACGAAAUGGACGAGUUGAAGGAGAGAAUACGUCUGGCAAGGUUUUUUGGCGCCCGGGAUUGGCUUUCAGAACUGGUUGCCUCUUUUCGUCAGGAUCAUCUGAAUCACAAAACCGUAAUGGAGCAUCUCAUGUUUGCUGUCGCAGAUGGGGAAGAGAAAUGGGAGCUCAGCAAGGAAAUCUAUCAGGAGCUAUGCAUGAAGUACAUGGACAGGUAUCCAAGCCGUUACAGCACCACAGGACACUUUAAUAGACUGCUCCCGGUGAAUCUGAAGCCGAGAGAAGCCUUGCAACUUUUCGAAUUGGCUUUUGACUACGCAAACAUCGGCCUUGAGAAUACUUGCUUGGAAUUUAUCGACACCAAUAACUUGAGCAGGGAAUGGAGGGGGUCAUACGCUUUUGCCAAUUACGGAGUGAUGACCCUGAUUCCGUAUAUUGUAGAACGUGGUUUGACCACCCUAAUGCCUGAAUGCAUCGAAGGUCUCAAACAUAUUGAAGGUGAAUAUACGGAUCGUGAAUACUGGCUGGAGGGAUUCAAGUAUUGCAAGCGAUUCUCCGGAGUGGCAGUCGUUAGGAAUCUGUCCGUUGCGGCACAAAACAAUUGUCCUCGACUCGCGCGCAUACUGUUGAAAUGGGCCAAAGAGAAUCUGCAAGAAUUCAAGAAGGAGAAAGGUUUCAAGGAUGCCGUUGCCGGUCUUCCCAGUGCUAUGGUCGUGGAACUUUUAGCUUAGUACUUGGACGGGCAUAUGUUAGGAUCUAUUAUUGCGCGAAUUAUAUGUUAGGGUGGUGGAUUGCAGAAUGUCAGGGAGAAUAAUGUAUAUCAUUGAGUUGUAUAUCGCUUAGUUUGUAUAUCGCUUAGUUGUAUGUCGCUUAGGUGUUAUGAAAUAAGAAG
Molecule: messenger RNA, 1948 nt
Organism: Spizellomyces punctatus DAOM BR117
Lineage: Eukaryota; Fungi; Chytridiomycota; Chytridiomycetes; Spizellomycetales; Spizellomycetaceae
Exons: 1
Coding region: 60-1787 (575 amino acids)
Source: RefSeq, a predicted model, not a curated record